This is a messenger RNA of Plectropomus leopardus (leopard coralgrouper), 1568 nucleotides long. It is a transcript of the gene tatdn3l, whose product is annotated as TatD DNase domain containing 3, like. NCBI's taxonomy places the organism in Eukaryota, Metazoa, Chordata, Actinopteri, Perciformes, Serranidae. Gene Ontology annotation, molecular function: hydrolase activity, acting on ester bonds. The record is from RefSeq and is a predicted model, not a curated record.
ACUUUGCGGAAUUAGGUGAUGUUUAUGUUACAGUGUCCACAUGUAUGGAUACGUCGACUGUCACUGUCAUAUCUCUGCGGGGGAUUUUGACAAGGACUUAGAGGAGGUGGUUGAGAGUUCAAAAAAGGCUGGACUAUUGGCAUUAUUAGCCGUGGCUGAGCAUGCAGGGGAAUUUGACAAGAUAAUCGACUUGUCACAGAGGUUUCCUGGGUUUAUUUUUCCCUGUUUAGGCGUCCACCCUGUUCAAGAAGUCCCCCCAGAGCAACAGAGGGGGGCUACUCUCCAGGAUCUAGAUGCUGCUCUGCCCAUAAUAGAGAAAUAUAAAGACCACCUUGUGGCCAUUGGGGAGGUUGGUUUGGAUUUUACACCCAGAUAUGUCAGUGGUGAGACUGACAAAGAGAGUCAGAGGCAGGUCCUCAUUCGUCAAGCACAGAUCGCCAAGGAACUGGAUCUCCCUCUAAAUGUUCAUUCACGGUCUGCAGGAAGACCCACCAUCCAGCUCCUGAAAGAGCAAGGUGUCGAGAAAGUGCUGCUUCACGCUUUUGAUGGGAAACCGUCUGUCGCCAUGGAGGGAGUGAAGGCUGGAUAUUUCUUUUCUAUCCCACCGUCCAUCAUACGCAGUGAACAGAAGCAGAAACUUGUGAAACAGCUGCCGUUAGAGAACAUCUGUCUAGAAACUGAUUCACCUGCUCUUGGUCCAGAAAAGCAGGUGAGAAAUGAGCCCAAAAACAUCUGCAUCUCUGCCGAGUACAUCAGUAAAAUCAAAGGAGUGUCGCUGCAGGAGGUGAUGGAGGUGACGACACAGAACGCUCUCCGACUCUUCCCAAAGCUUAAAUCUGCCAUCAGACUCUGACAAAGCCUUGGUCAUUAAUUUCAUCAGUCAAAAUAUCUCAAAUGAUAUGCCCAAAUAAUUUAAUGUGGAAGUCUGAUUUACAUUUUAAAGCACCUUGGUGAAGCAUUAAGUCUGAGAAGGUGAAAAUCUGUGUUAUAGCCGCCUAUUUAAAGCCAAAACACCAACAUGUGGACUACAUAACUGUACUUGAGUUUGGGAAGCCAUUUAUUUAUCUCCAUGUAUUAUUAAAUGAAGGAAGAUGAGAUAAUUUAACACACAAGUUGGACAUUUUUCAUGUGUGUGAUGCAUCUGAAACAUCCAACAUUUCUUAACACCUUGUCAAGCAUCAAAAACAACAGCUGGCAUCCAUCGUGGGCGCUCAUUGAAACACUGUAAAGUGAAUAAUCAUCACAUGCCAGAGUGUUAUUUUUAUAUUUUUCCCAUCAACAGGUCUAAGCAGAGCAGUGACAUCACUAAGUUAGUAAUUUCAGUGGUCACUUGUACUAUGAUUCAUCAUUCAACAUUAGCUGCUGUAGCCAAACUCCAGUGGCCCUUAGUCAGUGGCAGUUCACAGCUGUGUGGGGUAUUGCUGCCUUCAAGUGCUCCUCAAAAGAUACGACUUUUGAGCUCUGAGGGUUUAGAGUUAUGUCCUACUGCUGAGUACUUUAGAUGUGUUUUGGCUAAAACAGUUUAAUUUGUUUCAAUGGAAAAUUAAAAUGUCAAUUAAUGAACUAAA